This is a messenger RNA of Tympanuchus pallidicinctus (lesser prairie-chicken), 2863 nucleotides long. RefSeq names its product glucosamine-6-phosphate deaminase 2 (gene GNPDA2). The coding region runs from base 176 to 1003 and encodes 275 amino acids. Gene Ontology annotation, cellular component: cytoplasm. The record is from RefSeq and is a predicted model, not a curated record. The transcript has 7 exons. Gene Ontology annotation, molecular function: glucosamine-6-phosphate deaminase activity; identical protein binding. NCBI's taxonomy places the organism in Eukaryota, Metazoa, Chordata, Aves, Galliformes, Phasianidae. Gene Ontology annotation, biological process: D-glucosamine catabolic process; carbohydrate metabolic process; N-acetylneuraminate catabolic process.
CGCUGCCCCCCGCGCAUGCGCGGAGCCGCCCGCAGCACGGCGACGUCCGCUCCUCGCCAGGUGCUUCCGGAUCGCGUCCGUGCGGGGCGGCGGCUCGGCGGCUGCUACGGGCGCUCGGCGGUGCUAAGGGGUCUGCCGGGGGUUUAUUUUAUUGUACAAGCUCUUUGCUGCCAUAAUGAGGCUUGUCAUUCUUGAAGACUAUGAUCAGGCAAGUGAAUGGGCAGCCAAAUACAUCUGCAAUCGUAUUAUCCAGUUCAAGCCCACUCAAGGGAGGUACUUCACACUUGGCCUACCGACAGGAAGUACACCUUUGGGAUGCUACAAAAAGCUGAUAGAAUAUCACAAGAAUGGAGAUCUCUCUUUCAAAUAUGUGAAGACUUUCAACAUGGAUGAAUACGUAGGACUUCCCAGGAAUCAUCCAGAGAGUUAUCAUUCAUAUAUGUGGAAUAACUUCUUUAAACAUAUUGACAUAGAUCCAAAUAAUGCUCAUAUUCUUGAUGGGAACGCUCCAGACUUACAGGUGGAAUGUGAUGCAUUUGAAAAGAAAAUUGAAGAAGCAGGAGGGAUUGAUCUGUUUGUUGGAGGCAUUGGUCCAGAUGGCCACAUUGCAUUCAAUGAACCCGGAUCAAGUUUGUCUUCAAGAACAAGAUUAAAGACUUUAGCAAUGGACACCAUUUUGGCAAAUGCUAAAUACUUUGAUGGAGACUUAUCUAAAGUACCAACUAUGGCGCUAACGGUUGGUGUGGGUACAGUGAUGGAUGCUAGAGAAGUGAUGAUUCUUAUAACAGGUGCACAUAAAGCUUUUGCAUUAUACAAAGCUAUUGAAGAAGGUGUCAAUCAUAUGUGGACAGUUUCUGCUUUCCAGCAGCACCCUCGUACUAUCUUCGUGUGUGAUGAAGAUGCUACUUUAGAACUAAGAGUUAAAACUGUGAAGUACUUCAAAGGUUUAAUGCAUGUGCACAAUAAACUCGUGGACCCUCUGUACAGUAUGAAAGAAAACUGAAAGAAGAAUUGAAGAAGAACUGCAUGUGGGUCAACAGCAACAGUUUUAGGUAGCAGAUGAGUUCACUGCUAUGCAAUAUACUGAAAACUGUUUAAAAUGGGAAUCCUAGGUACUGUAUUUUUUUUUUUUUAAAAGGUCCAAUAUAUGUACAUUCACAUUCCAUCUCUAUUUGGUGUUGUGCAUUUUGCCUUGAUAUUUAUAACUCUGGCUGUUACAGUAACUAAAUGGAACAGAACAAAUCUGUGGAAGACUGCAUGUUAUGUAGGGGUGGAGGGGGGUGGGACAGAGCACUUAUUUUAGCACAGCAAUGCAUUGCAUCUGCCUGUUAGAGGAAGUGAUAGUUUAUUUUCAAUAAUCUGUAAUUGUGGCCUCCAUUAGUGCAACUACACUUUGCAUUUGUAUUCCUAGGCAGAAUGGUUUUGGCCUUUGUUAAAUACUAUGGAUUUUUGCUGUGCAAUUUUUACUAUGAAAUGUUCUGUUUACAUAAUGCACACUAAGCUUUUGCACUUGAUUGCCUUAAAUUUAAUCUUAUACAAACAGUUUUUGGGCAUCUUGAGUCCUGCUGUACAAUUCAGGCAAAUAAAAAUAUGAAAAACAGUGCCUAAAACUGCACCCGAUUCUUAAAGUGUUAUAACUUAUUCUGGUUACUUACAUUAAAUGUUUGCCAUAGCACUUUUUCUUCUCAUGUGUUUCAAAUUACUUUAGGGUUUUUAUAUUUUUAGUAAUUGUGCUUUAUAUAGAAGGAAAGAUCUAAAUGUUCCUUUCUGUAUGUACCUGUUUAAUUGUAUUGGAUGGUGUCAUUAAAUGCCUAGAAUGAGGUUAACUUACAGGAACACGGACUCUACAAAUUCAAAUGGUAGUGUAUUAAAGUCUGCUGUUAACCACUCUGUAAUAAUUACCUCUUACUGUAUUGCUAUAAAUACUGAACUGUCACAAGGAAUGUUAUUUCCCACUUUGAAUAAGUAAAACUUAAAUCUAAAUCUAUCUUUUUCCAAAUUGUUUUGUUUCUGAGGUAAAGCGGAGAGAUCAAGUAUUUUGUCAUCUUCAUGUAAGGAAGAGACUAAGAACCAAUUGUGGUUUUUAUAAUUUUUGUGAUCCACUGACAGAGCCUAAUUUGAAGAAUUUAAGUUUUUCACUUAAACAAUAAUUUGUUUUGUUGUGUAGUCUUGUGCUUUAAAAAAAAAAAAAGUAGUUGUCUACAAUGUGCUUAUGGAAGAAUUCUUGUUAGUUUAGAACAGACCUUGAACUAUGGUAUGUAUUUGCUGCCUUAAAUGAUAAAAACAAAUUUUGCCACUAUCAUAAACUGAAAUAUUUGUUUAAAGUAGGUAUAGACUUAACACAACACAAAGUACAAAAUUAUCUGUUGGACCAUACUGCUAGUUGAAUUUCUGAUUUUGGUAUGGUAACUUCUUGUUUGUAGACAUGCAAAACCCAAAGGUAGUUUGCUCUGAGUAGCCUAUGCUCUUAUCUUUUCAAAUAAACAUGAGCAGCCAGGUACUACAUAAUUGUAUUCUAGCCUAAGUCUUGGCAUGUGAAAUCUGAGUAAGAUAUUCUAGGUCACUUAAGUCAAGUUUUGGUACUUACAUCUUAACUUAAAGAGUGUCCUUUUGUGUCACUAUUACUAUAAUAGGAUGAUAAACUUUACGAAGUUUUAUGCAUAGAUUUUCUAGUUUUUUCUAGCUUUUAGCAUGUCACUAUACACUGAACUUAAGUAGACCAGUAUGGAAGACUUGAAUCAAUCUUACUUGCUGAGAAAUGUGUAGUUUGUUUUUCCUGUUGUGAUUCCCCUCAACAUCAUUAUUUCCUGCUGAGAACCUUUAGCAAGUAAAACAGUGUAGCUUGAAACUUUUGUGACUUAAA